AUGCCGCGCAAUUUCAAGCCGUCGUCAGUCCACCUCCGCAACGUCAUAUUCUUUCUCCAUCUAUCUGGCCAAGAACCCGCGGAUAUCGAUGGACGACUGAAGGAGCACGUCUCUGCUAGAAGUACAGUCUACAACUCGAAGUUCGCGUCGGGCGACUAUUCUAUCGAAAAUGAAGACCGUUCGGGACGCCCGAUGGAGUUGGAUUUGGACUUGCUCUGGAGGCAGGUGGCACAGACGUCUACAUUGAGCAGCUGA
This is a messenger RNA of Necator americanus (New World hookworm), 255 nucleotides long. RefSeq lists its product as uncharacterized. Bases 1 to 255 code for a protein of 84 amino acids. The record is from RefSeq and is a predicted model, not a curated record. The transcript has a single exon. Lineage: Eukaryota; Metazoa; Nematoda; Chromadorea; Rhabditida; Ancylostomatidae.